This is a messenger RNA of Cotesia glomerata, 535 nucleotides long. RefSeq names its product cytochrome c oxidase subunit NDUFA4 (gene ND-MLRQ). The coding region runs from base 132 to 368 and encodes 78 amino acids. NCBI's taxonomy places the organism in Eukaryota, Metazoa, Arthropoda, Insecta, Hymenoptera, Braconidae. The record is from RefSeq and is a predicted model, not a curated record. The transcript is spliced from 3 exons.
AACAACGUAUUUUGCUCUGUAAGUAAUUCUAGUCCGUCUCUGGUCUAAAAAAUUACGCACUGCGAAUAAAAAACCAGAAAGGUGAAAAUAAAAUAAUUACAACUGAUCACGUAACUUAUAAAAACACCAAAAUGUUGGGGUUGGAAAUGAAAAGUUUGAAAAAAAACCCAGCGCUUUUGCCGCUGUUUGCUUGUGUGAUAGUCGGAGGAUUUAUGUCAUCCGCAUACUUGCUCCGUCUGGCAACAAAAAACCCUGAUGUUACAUGGAGCAGAACUAAAAACCCUGAGCCAUGGCAGGAGUACAAAACUAAACAAUACAAGUUUAUUUCGAAAAUCGAUCACUCUAAAUCUCCAGUUCCAGACUACUAAUUAGUUAAUUAAUUGAUUAAUUAAAUUAAUAAAUAGGUUAUUCGAGCAUGUCGUAUCAUAAAUGUUUUGGAAAAUUGUAUUUAUUAAAAACAUCAAUCGGAAUAUUAAAUGAUACAGAUGCUGUGUAAAAAUAAAAUGUUUUAAAUAUAGUAAUUUUUUGCCUCAUA